Molecule: messenger RNA, 1477 nt
Organism: Drosophila grimshawi
Lineage: Eukaryota; Metazoa; Arthropoda; Insecta; Diptera; Drosophilidae
Exons: 1
Coding region: 39-1160 (373 amino acids)
Source: RefSeq, a predicted model, not a curated record
UAGAAAUAAAUAAGAAAAUAAUUCAGAAACACAAUAAAAUGUCGGUAGACCUAGUGAAAACUCCGUCGAUGCACUUCCUUACGGGAAGCAACUUUGAGGGAUCCUGGAAUGAAGCGGUGCAUAUGAUGGAUGGAUUUGGAAGUUAUCGCUAUCCGGAUGGCAGCGAGUAUCGCGGCAGGUUCUUUGCGGGCAAGUUCCAUGGCUUUGGGCAGAUAAAGCUGUCACCACCAUAUCGCUUUACAAUCAAGGGCGUGUUCAACCGAGGGAAACUUGUCAGCAUUGAGGAUAUGUGGUUCAAUGAUGGACUGCAUGUGCAGGGCACCUUAAAGGACGACCAUCUUAUUUGUGACAACUGGGACUAUUUAAUGCCAAAUGAUCGUCGCUAUCAACCUGAGCGAUUCUAUGGGCUGCAGCCAGUGGGCCCAACAUCAUAUUUGACCAGCAAUUUAACAACACGUCCUGUGCCCGCGAACUGCUUUGAUGCUGAGGAGGGACUCUUUAAUGCCGAGACUGGUUGGUUGUUUGAAAGGCCGGCGCCUUUCUCCAAGACAGUCUACGUCAGCUGCCCAAAGCAAAAAAAGUGGAUAAAGCGUCACUGUCGAGCCGAGCGCAAGCAUUUUGUUGAAGAGCCGAUGCCCAGCUUUUGCAGAGAGAUCAUAAAAAACAAUCUGGAGACUGAGAAUAGCCAAUUGGGGGAAAUUACUAUUUAUGCACCCAACCAGAAGAUUUAUCGCGAACGCUACUAUCCCAAAUUGUGCAAAAAUGAGACACCAGCUAAUCAGCAGAAGCAGCCUCAGUUCAAACGAACCCCUUUUCAGACAACAACGGCCACCGAGCUGUGCCUGCGAGCGCACCAAGAAAAGGAAGAGCAACUUGAAAUGUUAUUGAGUCGCAGCCAUUGCAAUGAUGCCACGCCACCUUUUGAUAAAGCCCGCCAAUGGACGAGCAGCUCACAGGCCGUAGAUGGAGACUCUGGCGCCACGCAUACCAUAUCGAAUAGUUGCUCGGAGGCAUCACUGCAUACAAAGGUCAAGGAUCUUUACGAUUCUGCACGUGUGAUGAUCUAUAAGAAAAACAUCGGCAACUUAAGUGCGGUGCAAUCGAAUUUGAAACGCCCGACGAGCUUUAUGGACAUCACUCGUUCCAUAUUCGAACUAUAAAUAUUUAGAAAAUCGGUUAUGUGGGAAGUGAUGUGAAGUAGAAAGUGAAACAGUUCGAAGUGCAGUUAUUCUAAAUUCAAAUAUAAAAUUAAACUUAUGGACCAGACUAAAACACUUUCUCAAAUGUGUGUUAAGUAUCUCACAUUUAACUCCAAGACAUUUAUUUUUCAAUCUAGGGGAGUAUAUAGUCUUUAGCAGUGGAAAUUUGAAUGUUUUAGUGGCCCAUUCAGAUAAAUUGUAAAAAUAUUUAUGUUGACAUAUCGUUUACUUGGUGUUUAUCUAAUAAAUAUAUUUCGAGCAUAUUGCACCAACUUCAA